AGCUGGGAUAGGCACUCCAGCACUCCCCGUGACCGUCGUGAGGAUAAGCGGCAAAGAAAAUGGAUGGAUGGAUGUUUUACAGAAGCAGCUGUACUUCUACGAAAAUAUGUGUAUGAUUACGACUUCUGCAGGAUCCUGAAGCAGAGAAAUGUGAGCCUUGGCAGUAUCCCCAUGACAACAACACCACACAACUGGUUCAAGCAGGUUGCACAGGAGACGGUGUCGCCACCAAUAGCGUACCUGUAGUCAUAUUACCUGCCACUUCCCAUUUUAAAAAGAAUAAAAUGCACAGGAAGAAAGUCGUCAAAGUGAAAAAGACAAAAACCGGGAGAGGAAAGAAGAGUGGAAAGCGGGAGCGCAAAACGGACAAAGACUUUGACUUGGAUAAGGCCAAAGCUAACGUUGUCCUUUGGGAGCUAAGGCUACGGCUAACCGAGCAGACUCUCGCGGAAUAUCGCGAGAGCUGCGGUCGUCUGGCACGCGCCAAUGUCCAACUCAGCAACAAGUUGGCAAACACGGAGCGGGAAAUCCUGGACGCCACCGCCCACUGGGAGAGGCAGGAUGCCGCUAAAAAUGACAAAAUUAAUCUGCUUCAUGACAUGCUCAAAAGUCAAGAGGCGCUAGCUCUUGAGCAGCAGAACAAACUGGUUGAACGUUACACGCUUGAAAUCAAUGAGAUGAGGGAGCUGUUCAGAAAGCGAGCCGGUGAGUUUGAGAUGACACAGGAUGGACUCAGGAAGAUUGAGGAGUUCCAGACGACGAAAGAACAGAUGGAGCAGGAGCUCAUAGAAAUCCGAAAAGGCAUGGAACUCGCUGAGAAGGAAAACAGGGACAACCGGAACAUGAUGGAGUACAGAUUCUUUAAAGAAAAGGCUCAACUGGAGAGGGAAGCUGAGCAGUUGAUAGCUCAGAUGGAGGAGCAAGCCCACCAUGAAGCUCUUUUACAGCUGGACGACGCCUCACGCUGUGUGUUCAAGGAGAACGUCGGUCUCAACGAGACAUUGAAGCACCACAUGAAGGAAGCAGAGGAGCUGCACAAACUGGCAAAUUCGUUGACCAAGAAAAACACGUCCCUGGCAAUGGACAAGACACUGGAGAUGCUGGCAAAGAAAAAUACAGCCCAAAUGUUAGCUCAAAAACAAGAGUUGGCCCAUUUGAAAAAAAAAGUUGCUUCCUUGGAGCAAACAGUGGAGGAUAAAAGAGCGGAACAAGAGUGUUGUCAAGAGAAGAUGUUGCUUAGUUCCCAGGCCACCGAGGCAGAGUUAGAGAAGCUGCAGCUGGUGCUCACUAUGCGAGAGAAGGAACUGAAGCAGAUCAAGAGGCUAGCUAGUGCCAUUGUGGAGCAGCGCAGCGAGCUGGAGCGCUUCUUCCACGAGGCGCUAGCCCAGGUGAAGGAAGAGAUAGCGGCCAGAGGCCUGAAAUACAAGGAGGAGGCGCAGCGGGCUUAUCGGCGGGCAUUCAAAGAGGCCACAGCGGGAAGGAUCAGUUUCCCACCUAUCUGCACCUUCAAGAACACUCCCCACAGCACCAACUCUGUCUACUCGGACAUUGAGAAGGCCGCAAGGCGGAUGCAUCAACCAGGACGUAAAGCAGACAUUUCAGACCUCAGUUGGGAACAAAAGGAGCAGGUUCUCAGACUCCUGUUUGCCCAAAUGAAUAAACAAAGGCCAAGGAGAGCCAACAAUCUGGUGGCGUCCUCAUCUGACUGUCGUAUCGCCGGAGAGAAGCCCUGCACCCCAUCGACCUUGACUGACUCUCCCCUAGCCACCGACACCAACUGCCUGGCGGAGAGCCGCACCGUAUGAACUCUUUGUGGCCUUCUUGUCCAUCAGUAAGCUUUUGAUUGGUAGUCUCACAUUUGCAUGGAUUGGAAAUUGUUAAUAUCACUGUAA
Molecule: messenger RNA, 1892 nt
Organism: Syngnathoides biaculeatus (alligator pipefish)
Lineage: Eukaryota; Metazoa; Chordata; Actinopteri; Syngnathiformes; Syngnathidae
Product: basal body-orientation factor 1-like
Exons: 11
Coding region: 285-1805 (506 amino acids)
Source: RefSeq, a predicted model, not a curated record